AUGGCUGAAGCAGGUUUUUAUUCUGUCGCUACUGGAGAUGAUGAUGCCGAUGCCGCAAAAUGUUUUCUAUGCGGUAAAGAACUCGAUGGGUGGGAAGCAAGCGAUGAUCCUUGGGAGGAACACAAGAGCCAUGCGGCUAAAUGUGCUUUCGUGCAAUUAGGAAAGAAAGAAGAUGAGUUAUUGCUCUCAGAAUACUUGUCGGUGGUGAAGCAGUACAUGAUAAAUGAAAUAAAACAAAUGGCCGAGACGUCCAAAGCGCAGAUUGACGAGAAAGCAAAGUUAAUAAGACGAAGAUGUUUGCUAAAGUGA
Plodia interpunctella (Indianmeal moth) is the source of this 309-nucleotide messenger RNA. RefSeq names its product Deterin (gene Det). The record is from RefSeq and is a predicted model, not a curated record. The coding region runs from base 1 to 309 and encodes 102 amino acids. NCBI's taxonomy places the organism in Eukaryota, Metazoa, Arthropoda, Insecta, Lepidoptera, Pyralidae. The transcript has 2 exons.